GCACGAAUUUUAUUUCGUAUCGGAGAAUAUGGCUAUCAACCGGGACAACUCAUGCGUCCGAUGGAUGUAGCCGAAACAAUCAACGGGAACUAUCUGAUAUCGGACUAUGAGCUGCAUUGUGUGACCGUAUUCAGUCCUACCGGGGUCUAUAUUUCCCGAUUCGGACAACGCUAUUUGGCCGGUCCGAAAGGUCUUAUAGCAGACAGUCGGGGACGAAUCCUGGUUGUGGAUCAGAAAUCAUGUAUGGUUUGUAUAUUUAAACCGACUGGGAAGUUUAUCAAUCGUUUUGGUGCACGCGGAGUUGCCGAUAAUCAAUUCACCAAUCCAAUCUCGGUGGCUGUCAACAGUCAGGAUGAAAUCUACGUGUCUGAUUAUGCUCAGCACUCCAUCAAAGUUUUCGAUUUCAACGGUCUGUAUUUGUUCAAGUUUGGUGUGCCUGGAAUGGACCCCGGAAUGCUUCAUGCACCAACCGGACUAGCGUUUGACAGGGCGGACAAUCUGUACAUCAGUGAUUGGGGAAAUAAUCGUGUUCAGGUGAGUUUUGUUUCACAAUGGCUAUUUACGAUUUGUCAUGUUGAAUGUGCAGAUUUGAACUUUUUGUAG
Molecule: messenger RNA, 603 nt
Organism: Echinostoma caproni
Lineage: Eukaryota; Metazoa; Platyhelminthes; Trematoda; Plagiorchiida; Echinostomatidae
Source: the annotation of a GenBank genome assembly